Myxocyprinus asiaticus (Chinese sucker) is the source of this 4542-nucleotide messenger RNA. RefSeq names its product pdgfa associated protein 1a (gene pdap1a). NCBI's taxonomy places the organism in Eukaryota, Metazoa, Chordata, Actinopteri, Cypriniformes, Catostomidae. Gene Ontology annotation, molecular function: RNA binding. The transcript is spliced from 6 exons. Bases 224 to 700 code for a protein of 158 amino acids. The record is from RefSeq and is a predicted model, not a curated record. Gene Ontology annotation, cellular component: cytosol.
UUUGCUCGCAAAGUCUCAUGACGUCAAUCCCAGGAAGCGGUAAAUAAGUGCUAGCAAAGGGAACAAAUUGAGCCGACAGUGUUGUUUUAUAUUUCACAUUGAUAAAGCUCCGUUUUAGAAAUUGACAGACCGCGACGCAAAACAGACCUUACCUUCUUAAAUUUGACGACCAAAACUUAUCCUUUCCCUUUUAGUUCGCCCCCCCAUCGUGUCAGUUAUCACCAUGCCGAGAGGAGGCAAAAGGGGCCAUAAGGGCCGUGGGAAGCAGUUCAGCAAUCCCGAAGAAAUUGACCGACAGAUGAAAGCUCAGAGGGAAAUGGAGGCGAAUGAGGGGGCUGAACGUGAAAGUGAAUCCGGGUCUGAAGAGGAGAGCAGCAGUGACGAUGAACAACCUAAAAGGAAAGGUGUGGAGGGAUUAAUUGAAAUUGAGAAUCCGAAUCGGGUCUCCCAGAAGAGCAAGAAGGUCUCUGAAAUUGAUGUUAGUGCACCCAAAGAGCUCUCACGUCGGGAAAGGGAGGAGAUCGAAAAGCAGAAAGCCAAGGAGCGCUACAUGAAGCUACAUCUAGAGGGGAAGACCGAGCAAGCCAGGGCUGAUCUUGCCAGACUGGCCAUUAUCAAAAAGCAGAGAGAAGAUGCAGCAAAAAAGAGAGAUGAGCUAAGAAAAGAAAAAGAAGCAGAAGAGACAAAGUCAAAACGCUAGCCCGACCACCAUCCUGCAGGACAGGGCUUUUCUGGGGAGGGAGGGACGGUACAUUAUAGCUAGAGGAAAUGGCUCAGAGGCUCAGUGGUAUCCAUUCCUCAGAAGUUGGAAGGAGAUUUGGACAUUUACACGAAGUGAAACAGGAGGGGUGUAUGGUGUUGGAGCUUGUUGGGUUAUCAUUUUACAACACUGCCAAGCUUCACUCACUGAAUCCCUCCUUUGACACUCUCACUGUGCUCAGACUAUAAAGCUGCUGGAGUUUACUCUUAAUUUUGGCAUUUCUUUGAAGUUAUCACUAUUAGAUUAGAUUGGGAUAUUAUGGAAGAGGUAUAGUUGGAGCUGUAUGGACAUGGGCUUCUCUGUUCUGAUGCAGGAAAUGGUUCUAAACCGUGUGGACCAGGUUAUAGUGAGGAACAGUCAAACACUAACCAAAUAUUAUGCAUGUAUAGAAUAGGGAUGGGCAUUUUGGUCAUUUGCCUACUCAAGUACUCGGACUAAUUACUCGAUUACUAGUGUGUCUUAUUCCAGUGGAUUGUCUAUUCAUUAUUAUAGGCUGUUAUAAAAUAAUCUGUUGCAAAAUGUACAAAAGAUUGCAUAAUCAAAAUAUAAUGCAUCAUAUUUUGUCAUUGUGAAGAUUCGCUGCCCAACUCAAUGAAAGAGUGGGCACAACGUGCGUCUGUCUGUUCCUUCAGGUUACUGUAGUAAUCUUAGUAAGCAUGCACCAGUUUUUUUAGUGACUGUCUGAACCGUCCAUUUUCAAAUCACCGUUGGCUUAACAGAAGAUGCCAUAACCAUCGCGUUUUUAAUGUGUGUUAAGUUGAAGUUUAAUUUUGAAGACGCUGCGUUCUGUUCCAUUUAGCUACGCGCUGUCUAGCUGUUUGAAACACUUGCAGUGGGUUGAGUCCACUGCCACACGCCUGGUGUGUGUGCAUGUGUCUCCCCGAGUGUUCGCUCCUGUGGGAAAGCCACAAUGCUCUGUAUUGUUGAUGCUGUGAUGAUUCAUGAAGCGUUCCAUUCAACUCGGAGAGUCAGAAUUUCCACUGUUCAGCUGGGGAAAGUGCAGCGGAAUGACUCUUUAUGUCAGACCUCUAACUUGGAAACUUGUGCGGAAAUCUUCAACUCGCAUUUCACCGAGAUGCAGGUGUGUGUUACGUCACGCAAACAUUUCGGCACCCAGGAUGGGGAGGUUUACAGUCAGUGACAAAAAUUCACUUUUAUUGAAUAAUAUCCAUUAACGAGUCUUACAUUUAAAUGAUAAUAAAACGUGUUUAGCAAACGUUUUGAAGAGACAGGUGUUCAAAACACGGUUAAUUACACUCUAUUGGUUAUCGUAAUGAUAGCAAUGCAGCAUCGUGUAUCAGUUUGGUUGCUAUGAGAUGUCUCUGACAAUCAAUGUACCCCUCAAAAUCACAAUGUAAUCAAUCUCAAAAUUUAAAAAUAAGCUCCCUCUUUGACACGGGUGUUUAGUUGUCAGGUAAUUGUCACUGAAUUUCGAAUUAAGUGAAAGUCACAUGCAUGAUCACCAUUGAUCAUCGUUUUCAUGAUCGAUCAUUGCUGCCACGUUCGAGUACUCGUGCCCAUCCCUAGUAUAGAAUGCCAUCAGACCUUGUUCACUUUUGUGGCCUCAUUCUGUAGGUGUAAAACAAUAAUGCUGUUUUCAUUCAGAUGUGUUCAUUAGUGGUUGGUUUUUUGUUUUAUUUAUUACUUGGUGUAAUCAGGGCAUGUUGAGAUUGCUGUGACCUAAUGCUGCAUUUAUAUCCUUAUUUAAAAUGUCAAUGUUUUUAAGAAUGGAAAAAAAAAAGAAAAACAAUACAUACUCCAUGCAAGGUAGUAGUAUCAAUAGACCAGUAUUAAAGUCGUUGCAUCAGCACACCUGAGUUGUUGCAUGUCCUUUAAGAAAAACAGGAAAGUGUGUUCACCAUGUAAACGACAAUUCCCUGUUUCUCAGGGGUUUUGUAUUUCUCUUGAAAUGGGACCAUUAUUUUUGCCAACUGGUGUAACCUCUUAGUGGUUUGAAAUGUUUUAUGCUUUAGCCCACUGCUAGGUCCUGACUUGCAUUGACCAUCUAGGAAAAGCAAUAUUACCUUGAUGAUGACACAAUUGUGUUGUCUUAAACGCAAUUAUUACAAAAUGUUUUAACAUUUGCAAACCAUUCACCAGUAUGGAAAUUAUAAUAUUUACAUAGGGGAAAUAAUAGGAAAAAAGUGUAAUUGCAAAAUUGAAAUUUUGCUGUAUACGAAUAAACGCAUUGGUAAAUGAAUACAGUACAUGUGUCAGCUGCAAUUUCUAUAAUGCUCAGAGAGAGGGCAGAAAUAUUGAUCUCACAUUAAUGAGAUGAGAAAUAAGCAGAGACUUUCACAACUUUAAGCUGUCGCCUAUAGAUGGCAGUGUUUGACAUUUGGAGAUCCCACUGAGACCGAUCACGGAUGAAGUUUAGAAACAAAAGCUGUACAAAAGAAACUACAUACAUUUCAAAGGCCAUGAUGACCAACUGUCAUGAUGUUAUAAGGAGAAGAAAACGCGAAGAUGAGAUUACAAAUUGUUAAAACCUUGAUUACCUUAUUAAAGUGCUUCCUUGUACGUCGCAGCUUAGCGAACGUUUUUAUGACUUUAGUGAGGUUUUAUGGCAUUAAUGAGUAAACAAACUCCAUUGCUGUUGAUGUAAGCUACAUUCAUGUUUCUACAGUUAUUUUUCCUACAAUAAAACCAUGGUUUGAAAAAACAAAACAUUUAAGUCACAAAGAUUCUGAAAGCAAAGUUUGUGUAAGAGACCCUGUAUUUCCCCCACAUGGCACAUUUACUUGAGCCGUUCCUCUGGUUUCAGUUCAUUGUCUUAACCACAGUGUUUCCCAAGGUAGCUUAAUUCUUUUUGAGAUGACACACCUAAUGAGAUAUAAAAAUUAUUUCCCCUUUCACAUCCUGCUAUUUGCACACACAAACGCUACUUUUUAUGUUUAAUUGGUUGUAAUGUGGACAUAUAAGCUGCUUAAAUACAACAUGUGUAGAGUAUGAUAUGAAUAUUAACACAAGUAAGACCGAGAUGAACGUGAGCAGAACACCUGGUGCUCUCAAUAUCAACGGCAGACAGCUUCAGCAAGUGGCUGAGUUCAAGUAUCUUGGAAGUGUCUGCAUUGAAGACGGAAAACUGUACAGAGAGAGAAAGACCAGCUUGCACCACUCAUGAAGCACCCACACAUCCCCAUCGAAACAAAAGCAACCACUUUCAUAACCACUUCGACAUAUCAAUGUCAGAUAUGGACUCAAAGUCUUGAGCGUAAGAUCAUAACAUGCAAAAUGCGAUGCCCGAGAUGAAGAGUCAACAAGACCAGACACGAUAUGAUUAGAAAUGAGAAGAUAAGGGAAAUGGUAGGAACACAACCAAUCCACUACUAUAUAGAACCACAACAGAUCAGAUGGCUUGGAAAUCUCAGCCGUAUGGGCACACACCAACUGGCCCACAAAGCACACAACAGCAGAAAGUCUGGAUACAAGGCCAGAGGACCACCAAGAAAAACCUGGAUAUAGGACUUCAAAUAAACAUUGAGAACACAUGGCUGUCCACCCAUCAAGGCCUGCUGAUCGUCAACUUCUCCCUGUGAUACCAUUUGUUAUAAGCGGACACUUGUGAUUGCCAGCUAGUUAUGAGUGUAGGAUACAUUUAUUUACCCUUGGAUGGUCUUAAUUAUCAAGUGCCUACUUUAAACCUGCUGGGUAAAAUGUACCUGUUUUUUUUAUUUUAUUUUAUUUUUUUUAAUCAUCAGUUGCAAAAGCUUGUAAUAAAAGCUCUGUUUGCUCUAUCUCUCUACUUUUAGUAUUAGAUAAUUCUGCUAGAUGGCAACAAA